Messenger RNA from Octopus bimaculoides (California two-spot octopus), 2006 nucleotides. RefSeq names its product inactive peptidyl-prolyl cis-trans isomerase FKBP6. Gene Ontology annotation, molecular function: Hsp90 protein binding; peptidyl-prolyl cis-trans isomerase activity. Lineage: Eukaryota; Metazoa; Mollusca; Cephalopoda; Octopoda; Octopodidae. Gene Ontology annotation, cellular component: cytoplasm. The record is from RefSeq and is a predicted model, not a curated record. Gene Ontology annotation, biological process: piRNA processing; spermatogenesis.
CAGGUCCUUUUUAUGUGGUGCCAGCACUCUUACUUUUCAUGUGGUACCAGCACAAGUGCUUUUCAUGCGGUGCCAGCAUGGAUGCUUUUUAUGUGGUACCAUUGUGGAUGCUUUUUAUGUGGUACCAUCAUGGAUGCUUUUUACAUGAUACCAGCUUGGUGCCCUUUUAUAUGGCACCUGCACAGGUGCCUUCUACAUGACACCAGCACAAUAACAAAAAUGUUAAUCCUUAAGCAAGACAAACCACUUUAAUUUGUACCCUUUUCCCUCUUUCUUCCCCAGUGCAUUACACGGGGUUCUUUGAAUUUGCUGACGAACCUUUCGAUUCCAGCAGACUGAGAGGGGAAGUCUUCAAGUUCCGACUAAGAAAAGAUAUGGUAAUCCCUGGCUGGGUGAUAGCUGUGACCACCAUGCAGGUUGGAGAGCUGUCGCGGUUUCUAAUCAGCCCCGAGUAUGGAUUUGGUGACUUUGGUUGUCCACCUAGGAUCCCCAAAGCCAUCACAGCUCUCUUUGAGAUUGAACUUUUGUCCUUUGUCGAAGACGCUGGCAUUGAAGAUUAUUUUCAAAUGACUGAAGAAGAGAAAAGCCAGAUUCCAUUCGACCAAAUCCUAAAGAUUGCAAAUAUGGAGAAAUCGUUUGGUACAGAAUUCUUCAGUGCCAAGAAAAUUCGAAAGUCUUACAACAAAUACCGUUUGGCCCUUCUGGUGCUUGACGAGUAUGUGCCGUGCAACAGCGAAGAGGAACGUCAGAUCCAAGAGUUACGCCUCUUGGUUCUCCUAAACAUGGCCCUCUGCUGUCUCCGUCUCAACAAUGCUCCCAAAGCCAUCACAUAUUGCCAGAAAGCUCUGGCGAUUGACAAGAACAACGCUAAGGCGUUUUACAGAUUGGGACAGGCAUACCAGAUGUUGGGCAAGUACAACGAGGCAGUCACCAACCUAAAGCUGGCUCAGAAGCUGCGACCAACAGAUCCGAACGUUUCACAACAACUACAGAAACUGCACAGCGAUGUCCUCCAAUACAAACAAGACGAGAAAGCCAUGUACAAGAAAAUGUUUUGCCAAACCACAAAGAAAUCGCAGUUGUCUUUAUUUCCUUCAAAUCGGGAGAACAUGGUCCAGGAAUCGGGCGAAAAAGUUGUUGAAGUUUCUGAAGAAUUUAAAGAAAAUGUCAACAACUACCUUAAGAACUUUCUCUCAGACAAUUGCCGGAGUGAAUGUCCAAUGCCUGCCUCCAGCAUGACCGUGGCCGAGAUAGCUUAUGUCCUAGAAAUAGUCGAUGAUAUGAAACUCAUAGCUGUACAGACUGGUUCGGGUGAAAACAUUCAGAUCGAAAUCCGCAAGAACAACAACAACAAGACCAGCAACAAUAGGAAAGUGAAGAAGCGUGAAAUGGUGUGGAAGUAAUUUGCCAUGAGGUAGGGGACGCACAGACAGGCAGGCAACUACGAUUACACAUCUCCACACAUACAUGCUUACAUAUGCAUACACACGCGCAUGUGCGUGUAUAUAUAUACAGGGUGUCUACAAGGUCUGGGUACAUGGAGUAAAUUAAAUAUAAGAAAUAAUAAUUUCUUAAAGUAUGUGUUAAUCCCCAUGUGGCUACAUGGAGUAAAUAAAAUCAUAACAUAAGCAAUUAAAUAUAAGAAAUAAUAAUUUCUUAAAGUAUGUGUUAAAUCCCCAUGUGGGUACAUGGAGUAAAUAAAAUCAUAGCAUAAACAAUCAAAUAUAAGAAAUAAUGAUUUCUUAAAGUAUGUGUUAAUCCUCAUGUACCCAGAGUUUGAGGACACCCUGUAUAUUCACAUACAUACUCACAUAUAAUGUAUGUAUGUGUGUGAAUAUGUAUAUAUAUGUAUGUAUUUUUGUGUAUGUCUGUGUAUUAAUAUAUGUAUGUAUAUACAUACACACACAUAAAUAUAUAUACACACACAUACAUAUAAAUACACACAUAAAGAUCUUUUACUCAUUCCAUCUAUUUUAUUAAGACUGUUAUAUAUAUAUGUAUGUAUG